UUGUGUUACGCCUAAAAUAGUUCGAUUCAAACCAAGACAACCAUAAAUAUAUUUAUUGACACACACUUAAAAAACACAUCAUUACUAUCAUAGCACUGUAUUUGGUUGCUUUGGUUGUAUUUGGCGCUUUCAAGAUAUUAGUGUCAACAUCUUCUAAAAUGAAUAAUAAAACAGCCGUGUUGAUAUUACUAGUCGGCGGACGGAUUAUGUUGACGGAAGUAGACGUGGAGUUUGUGAUGAGCCAAACCUACAGUAUUCACUGACAUAUCUAUAACGUUUAGAUGUCCAGGCCUACAUCUUGCAGAUAAGUGCUAUUAAUCUGGCUUCGUAGUUAUUUGGAAGAUGUUCCUGUUCUAGGUUGUUAUUUGUCUGAUUUAAUGGAGAUCUUGUUGUCACUAUAAACCCAAAGGACUGCCGUUCGUUGAUUUAGUGCUCUUAAAUGACAAUUGUUCGGUACAUUCGAAAAUAAAAAAGUCAUAUGUAAUUCAUACUAGCGUUUUUAUAAGGUCAUGACUACAGUUGCGUCUACAGCUGUAUUUGUAUAGACACUAAGUGAAUUUUGUUUAGUCAAUUCUAGUUAAACUAUGGGUAUACAACUUUAAAGUUAUGAAUGCUGGUGACAGCAAAUGCUCUUUUCAACAAGAAUUUGAUGCAUUGGCAGAUUAUAGAGCGACAUAAUAUAAAAGUUCUUUAAUAUACUAUAUAGAUCGUGUUAGUCCAUGAAAAUGUCUCCUGUUCCUGUCAUUCCUAUUAUCAUCAACUGUUUGAUGUCUGCAAUGGGGUGCAUUGCAACACUUAAACUUAUUCCAGCUUUUAAGGAACAUUUUAUAUCUGCAAGACUGUUUGGAAUGGACUUAAAUAAAACCACCAAAAAUCAAGUGCCUGAGUCACAAGGCGUUAUCAGUGGCACAGUCUUCCUCAUCAUCCUUUUCCUCUUCAUCCCUGUGCCCUUCCUCCAGUGCUUUAUGGGAGAGCCAUGUCAACGGUUCCCUCACAAUGAGUUUGUGCAGCUCAUUGGUGCAUUGUUGGCCAUCUGCUGUAUGAUUUUCUUGGGCUUUGCUGAUGAUGUUCUGAACCUACGAUGGAGACACAAGCUUCUGCUGCCCACUAUGGCUUCUCUUCCUCUCCUUAUGGUCUACUUUACUAACUUUGGUAACACCCUAAUCGUCGUUCCCAAACCUUUCCGGGUGCUGCUAGGGAUGCAUCUCGACUUGGGCAUUUUGUAUUAUGUUUAUAUGGGAAUGUUGGCUGUGUUCUGCACAAAUGCUAUCAACAUUUUGGCUGGUAUCAAUGGCAUUGAGUCAGGACAGGCUCUCUUUAUAUCUGGGUCCAUCAUCGUCUUUAAUUUGCUGGAGCUCAAUGGAGACUACAGAGAUGACCACGUUUUCUCUUUGUACUUCAUGAUUCCAUUCUUUUUCACCACGUUAGCCUUGUUCUACCACAACUGGUACCCUUCCUCUGUGUUUGUGGGAGACACAUUCUGUUAUUUUGCAGGAAUGACGUUCGCAGUGGUUGGAAUCCUCGGUCACUUCAGCAAGACCAUGCUGCUGUUCUUCAUCCCCCAAGUCAUUAACUUUAUUUACUCUCUGCCUCAGCUGUUUCACAUUAUUCCCUGCCCCAGACAUCGUCUGCCAAGGCUACAGUCAGACACUGGAAAACUUGGCAUGAGUUAUUCCAAGUUCAAACAGAAAGACCUCGGCAAAUUAGGACAACUUAUUCUGAAGGUGGCAGAAAUGUUAUGGCUUCUGGAUGUGCAUAGGGGACCGGAGGGAGAUGAUGAGUUUAUUGAGUGUAACAACAUGACCCUUAUCAACCUGGUACUGAAAAUACUUGGACCUACACACGAGAGAACACUGACUGCAGUCAUGUUGUUUAUACAGGUCUUGGGAAGUGCUGUGGCAUUUGGAAUCCGGUAUCACCUUGUGCGUCUUUUCUAUGACAUCUAGAGCCCUCAAGCUCGAUGUUUAAAACCCUGAGAGACUUGACAACCUGCUGCUUUCAUUUUAUGGAAACCAUAUUCCACUGAAUAACUGUCUGUUCUCUAUAAACUAUGGGAUCUUUCUACAGUGCAGCUCAUUACUGUUGUCUAUACAUCUGGAAAUUUGACAGACAACAAAUUAUUCUCAUUGGGAUUUGAACAUCAGAACAUUAUGGACGACAUGUCUCUGACUACUUAUAAAGAACAGUGUGAACCGAAAAGCACAUUCUGUUUUGGAAUGGGAAUAUUGGUGAUGCAGGGAUGUAGAAAUUAGGAUGUAUUUUUUUGAGGAGGCUCAGAGAUUAGUUGAUUUUCACAUUUAUUUUUCUGUCUAAUAAUUUUCUUCAAUUCAUUUGAAUAAAUCAAUGUGACUAUGGACCACA
Molecule: messenger RNA, 2361 nt
Organism: Triplophysa dalaica
Lineage: Eukaryota; Metazoa; Chordata; Actinopteri; Cypriniformes; Nemacheilidae
Gene: dpagt1
Product: dolichyl-phosphate (UDP-N-acetylglucosamine) N-acetylglucosaminephosphotransferase 1 (GlcNAc-1-P transferase)
Exons: 9
Coding region: 720-1946 (408 amino acids)
Biological process (GO): dolichol-linked oligosaccharide biosynthetic process; protein N-linked glycosylation
Cellular component (GO): membrane
Molecular function (GO): UDP-N-acetylglucosamine-dolichyl-phosphate N-acetylglucosaminephosphotransferase activity
Source: RefSeq, a predicted model, not a curated record